Molecule: messenger RNA, 2049 nt
Organism: Closterium sp. Naga37s-1
Lineage: Eukaryota; Viridiplantae; Streptophyta; Zygnematophyceae; Desmidiales; Closteriaceae
Source: the annotation of a GenBank genome assembly
AUGGCGUCCCCGUUGGAUGGUUUGACUCGGUCACUGAGCAGGAGUCUAGUAGCUUGGGCGGCAUUGGUUGUCCUCAUCGGCACGUUCGAAUGCGCCGGUAGUCACGCGACGCGAUUGCCGCUGAUGGAGCAGCUGGACGACGGAGGUAGUCCGAUUAAUCUCACUGCGCCUGGCAUUCAGAGCACUAGCGUUCCUGCGUUAGAUCCGGCGGCAAACGCUGCGGUGGAUCCGGCAGCGUCAGUUGCGGCGGAAGUUGCGCCAGAAUCGCCGUUCGGUGGUUUUUGUCUAGGAAGUGAGGAGACGUGUUCGCCGACUCCCGCCGGUUCUCGUGAGCGCGACGCGAAGGAGUCGUCGCGGAUUGAUGCCGCCGUCAACGACGGAGGGCUAGUCGAUGACGAUAACGGCUCCACCAGCACCAGCGGAAGCAGUGACGGCAGCAGCAGCAGCGGCGGCGGCGGCGGCGGCGGCGGAAGCAGCGAGGCGGAGGUGGCGCGGCGCGUGAGCGAGCGAAUGAUGGCUUUAAUCGCCGAGGGACGCGACCAGCUGGAAGGCGAGCGGCUCGAAGAGGCCGUCGCCACAUACGACGAGGCGGAGAGGCUGCUGCGGCGGCUACACCAGCGGCUGUUGCAUGGGCGCGGCGUGGCCAAGUCGCUGCUACAGAUGCACGAGCCGGCUGUAGCAGACUUCGAGCAGGCAGUGAGCGCCAAUCCGGACGAUGCAGAGCUGUGGAUGGAGGUGGGAGCAGAGCGGGAGGUUCUGGGGCAGCACGAGAGGGCGUUUGAGGCGUUCAGUCGUGCCCUGGAGCUGCAGCCCGGCGAUGCAGAGGCGCUCAAACGACGAGGUGCGUGGGAUGGGGCGAGGGGAAAGGGGAGGGACCGAGCAUGGGGGCUGAGCGCGUUCAACUGCUACCGCUUCAAGGACUCCCUAAAAGACCUCCUGCCCCCCUUUCCUCCUUCUCCCCCCCCUCCCCAACUUCCCCCUUCCCCUUCCCCCCCCAACUUCCCCCUUCCCCCCCCCCCCCCCCCGCGCAGGGCUGAGCGCGUUCAACUGCUACCGCUUCAAGGACGCCCUCAAAGACCUGCUGCCCGUGCUGCACAUGCUGCCGAACGACGCCGACCUCAACCGAGCCGUGGUGAGACUCGAGACAAGCAGCCCCGCCCCGGCCAGCCCAGCCUGGGGGAUGGAUUUGAGCCACAGGUGGAUUCCCAGGUGGAUUCCCAGGUGAAUUCCCAGGGAUUUUCUUUUGUGCGGUCGAACCAGUUCCGACCAGCACAGCCGUACCUGGCGCGGGCGGUGGAGCUGCUGCCAGGGGAUGCAGAGGUGCGCAAGGAGAAGGGGCGCCUGCACCGCCUGCUGGGGGAGACGGAUGAGGCUCAGAGGGACCUGUUGCUCUCGCUUGAGCUGGGACAGGGGGUGAUUCCCAUGGCAGACGCGGGGCUGAAAUCAUUCCCAGGCGAGCUGGAGAUCAUGCACGCUAAGGCCUCCAGCCUGCAUGUGCUCGGGGAACAUGCUGCUUCUGUGAGUCUUGUGUGCCGCCUCUCUGUCUCACAUGCAGCAACACCACCAUGCCAUGCUCUCACCUCCAUGCAUGUGCACGUCUUCCUGACCGGGCGAGCUGGAGAUCAUGCACGCCAAGGCGUCAAGCCUGCACGUGCUGGGCGAACAUGCAGCUGCUGUGAGAUACAUGUGCUCCCUCUCCCUCUCCCUCUCCCUCUCCCUCUCCCUCACAUGCACCAACAACACCAUGCCCAUGCCAUGCUCUCACCUGCAUGCAUGUGCACACCCCGCUGGCCGGGCGAGCUCGAGAUCAUGCACGCCAAGGCGUCAAGCCUGCACGUGCUGGGCGAACAUGCAGCUGCUGUGAGAUACAUGUGCUCCCUCUCCCUCUCCCUCUCCCUCUCCCUCUCCCUCACAUGCACCAACAACACCAUGCCCAUGCCAUGCUCUCACCUGCAUGCAUGUGCACACCCCGCUGGCCGGGCGAGCUCGAGAUCAUGCACGCCAAGGCGUCAAGCCUGCACGUGCUGGGCGAACAUGCAGCUGCUGUGA